Molecule: messenger RNA, 576 nt
Organism: Rhagoletis pomonella (apple maggot)
Lineage: Eukaryota; Metazoa; Arthropoda; Insecta; Diptera; Tephritidae
Product: zinc finger BED domain-containing protein 1-like
Exons: 2
Coding region: 1-576 (191 amino acids)
Source: RefSeq, a predicted model, not a curated record
AUGAAUGAACGCCACACUGCCAUUAAUUUGCGAAAUGUUUUAAUAGAUUCAGUAACUGAUUGGAAUAUCAGUCAGAAAAUUUGCGCAGUUGCGUCCGAUAAUGCAGCUAAUGUCAUUGCUGCCAUUAGACUUACCGGGUGGCAGAGCAUACCCUGCCUUGCCCACACGCUCCACCUAAUUAUCUGCGAUUCCUUCAAGGAGAGUAACGUUGACGUUUUGCGAGAUAAAUGUCGUUCAAUUGUAGAAUAUUUUCAUAGAAGUAUAGUGGCUGCAAAUAAAUUAAAGGAAGUACAGACCACAAUGAAUAAACCCCAAUUAAAACUAAAAAUGGAAGUACAAACCAGAUGGAAUUCUACAUUCCAUAUGAUUCAAAGGUUGAUUGAAGUUCAGGAGCCUCUUGAGGCAACUAUCGGUGUGCUGCAUAACCCCAUAAGUAUUUUAGCCGCAAAUGAGUGGGAGGUUUUGAAUGAGAUUUCUCAACUAUUAAAGCCUUUUGAAGAUUUGACAAUGGAAAUGAGCGCUGAACAGUACGAUACUGUGUCAAAAAUACAGGCCGUAUAUUUGCUGAAAAAUUAA